CUCAGGGUGCCGCGAGGAAGGUGCAGUGAAGAGACGAUGCGACCUAAAAUAGUUUCAAUAAGAAGCAUGCAAGGAAUUACUUUACCCUGAAACAUAUUUUUUAUACGAUUGGGUUGAAGGCUUGUUGUGUCAGAAGCUCCUCUCAGCCUGAUCUCUGUCAAGGACCCAGAAACAUAUAGUGCAGAUGCGUGUGAAAGAGAUUAUUUAACUUAAUCACUUAAAAAAUAUCGCAAUGAAGAGUUACAUCACAUAUUAACGGCUUCUGUGACUCAGAAGUAGACACUCUAAGACGAACGAUUUUUUCCGUUGUUAAGUACAUAUACCUAUCGAUUCUUGAUAUUGAUAAAGAAUUUCUUCGCAGCUCGGUAAUCGGUUUACAGAAAUUGCUCACGGAAUCUCUCUGUAGCAAAAAAAAAAAAAAAACGAGGUAACGCAAAUGAACCUAGCGACAUAUAGUUUAUCUUGAACGUCUAACCUUUUCUCAGAAGAAUAUUCUAAUAAGAACAAUUUCGGCCGGUACAAACCACGUGCCCCAACAUCAACAUGUUCGUCGAGAUCGUACUUUUUCUCGCGCUCCUGGCUCUGCUGUCAAAGUUUCUUAAGAAGCCAGCGCGGAUGCCCCCAGGAUCGUUUGGGUGGCCGAUUCUGGGUGAGUUGCCGCCGCGUUCAAUUUCCAUCACCGAACACUUUUCGAAUCUCAGGAAGAAACACGGACCCGUUUUCACAACGAAGUGGGGUUCUCACCGCAUCGUGGUCGUCACCGACUACAACCUCAUCAAGAAGGCGUUCAACCAUCCCGACAUCCAGCGACGUCCGGCAUUCUUCACUUUUGAUUUAUUCACUUUCUUCAAAAAUGCUGGCGUAAUCAACAGCCAUGGUCCUGUAUGGACCGAGAACCGGCGAUUCAUGUUGCGCCACUUGCGUGAUCUCGGUAUGGGCAAAACAGCGCUCGAGGGCUCCAUUCAACAAGAGGCCGAGAUGCUGGUGGAUCACUUGGAUAAAACCUGCGUCGGCAAGCCUGCCGUCAUGGAUGUCUGCUUCAACUGCGCUGUGGUCAACGUCAUCUGGCAAAUGCUAGCAAGCAAGCGCUACGGGUUGAAUGAUGAGGUGAUGGUGCGGCACUGUACCAGGUUUGAAGAAGAAAUGGCCGUCGUAGAGGGUCCGCUUUUCCUUGUCGACGUGUUCCCUUGGCUGGCAAAAGUACUGCCCUCGGUCAUAUUGAAUAAAGUUUUGCAAGCUGAGAUCCUCUACAGGAAUCGAGAUGAAAUCUACUUGAUGUUCAAACAAGUUAUUGAUGAUCACAUGGCGACCCUUGACCCCAACAACCCUCGUGACGUCAUCGACCAGCUGCUGCUGGAGCGUGCCCACAGAGACGUCCCUGAAUACCUCACUGCUGAAGAUGAAUUGGAUUUCAAAUGCAUUAUGGGGGACAUGUUUUUCGCCGGUUCAGAGACUACCACAACAACUCUUCGAUGGAUGAUACUGUACAUGGCCAUCAACCCUGAGAUUCAAGCUAAAAUUCACAAAUGUUUGGACCAAGUUGUACCUAAAGAUCGUCUGCCAUCACUCAACGACAGAAAUCAACUGCAGUACGUUGACGCCGUGCUGUUGGAGGUCAUGAGAGUGAGUUCACUCGCACCCAUCAGUUUACUACACGCAACUACCGAGGGCGUUACUUUUGAAGGUUAUGACAUACCCAAGGGCACGGUGGUUCUCGCUUGUGCCGAAAUGUGCCAUCGUGAUCCGGCUUAUUGGAAGCAUCCUGACAAGUUCUAUCCGGAACACUUCCUCGACGACGAAGGGAAACUGGACGGGAAAAAAGAAGGAUUUCUGCCUUUCUCAAUCGGACGGCGCCAGUGUCUCGGGGAGUCUCUGGCUCGCAUGGAGCUCUACCUCUUCUCGACGGCCAUCUUGCAGCGCUUCACCAUAGAGCCGCCGGAGGGCGUCACGCUCUCGACGGAAACAGAUCCGUCUCAAAUUGUAACUAACGUACCACUGCCUUAUAAAGUCAUCUUGAAAAGAAGAAUUUAGCGUCGAGUUUUGGUCUGACGCUGUCGACUUGACCGAAGUAACCGACACGGUCAGUUCGCGAGUUGCUGGACUGGCUAUGAGGCAUUACUCCGUCAUAUUGGUUCGAUGCAACUACAUGUAGGUUUUCUUUUGCAAAUCAAGUAGCUCACCAUGUUUAAUUCAUUUGUGUAAAUAUUCUAAAAAGCAGAAUGGCCCAGUGGUUACGGUUCACAGUACCAUGAUUUGAAGGUUGAUUUGCGGGUUCGAAACCCCAGCAAGCAAGCUGCAACAGAUCUUUGAUUUCUAGAAUCGGUGACAGGCUAGGUUUAGCCCAGUGUUUCCCAAACUUUUGUUUGCAGGCUGGGCCCUCAUGGCUCCCCAGUGAAUUCCAAGCACCCUGUCACAGACAUAUAAUAUUCACAUAGCGAAAGAAAACACAAUAAGCCAGUUUUUAAUAUUUUAAAAAAUUUACACUAGAAACCCAGGAGAGGUUA
This is a messenger RNA of Hyalella azteca, 2504 nucleotides long. RefSeq names its product cytochrome P450 2L1. Bases 544 to 2031 code for a protein of 495 amino acids. Gene Ontology annotation, biological process: xenobiotic metabolic process. The record is from RefSeq and is a predicted model, not a curated record. Gene Ontology annotation, cellular component: intracellular membrane-bounded organelle; cytoplasm. Gene Ontology annotation, molecular function: iron ion binding; oxidoreductase activity, acting on paired donors, with incorporation or reduction of molecular oxygen, reduced flavin or flavoprotein as one donor, and incorporation of one atom of oxygen; heme binding. Lineage: Eukaryota; Metazoa; Arthropoda; Malacostraca; Amphipoda; Hyalellidae. The transcript is spliced from 12 exons.